This is a messenger RNA of Rana temporaria (common frog), 1328 nucleotides long. RefSeq names its product peroxiredoxin 6 (gene PRDX6). Gene Ontology annotation, molecular function: peroxiredoxin activity. Gene Ontology annotation, cellular component: cytosol; mitochondrion. The record is from RefSeq and is a predicted model, not a curated record. Bases 96 to 770 code for a protein of 224 amino acids. NCBI's taxonomy places the organism in Eukaryota, Metazoa, Chordata, Amphibia, Anura, Ranidae. The transcript is spliced from 5 exons. Gene Ontology annotation, biological process: cellular oxidant detoxification; cell redox homeostasis.
AGCCCCGCCCCUUUUCCCGGUUGGCCCCGCCUGCUCCGGACUAUAGUAUUAGCGGAGUUCUCACGUGUCAAUCAUCACUAGCAGUGACAGCCGCCAUGCCCGGGAUCCUGCUCGGAGAGGUAUUCCCUAACAUCGAGGCCAAUACCACCAUCGGCCCGAUCAAACUGCACGACUUCCUGGGAAAUGAUUGGGGUGUCCUUUUUUCACAUCCAAGGGAUUAUACACCGGUCUGCACCACAGAGCUCGGACGGGCAGUAAAGUUGGCGCCAGAAUUUAAGAAACGCAAUGUCCGCAUGAUUGCUUUGUCCAUAGACAGUGUGGAAGACCAUCUGGGAUGGAGCAAGGACAUAAAUUCUUACAACUGUGAUGAGCCAAAGGAGACUCUGCCCUUUCCAAUUAUCGCAGAUCCUAAAAGGGAGCUUGCUGUACUGUUGGGUAUGCUGGACCCCGAUGAGAAGGACAGUCAGGGUAUGCCAGUAACUGCCCGAUGUGUCUAUAUUAUUGGUCCAGAUAAGAAAAUGAAGCUUUCUAUCCUAUACCCAGCAACCACUGGUAGAAAUUUUGAUGAGAUCUUGAGGGUUAUUGACUCCCUGCAGCUGACAGCAACCCACAAUGUUGCAACCCCUGUGGACUGGAAGCCUGGAGACAGAGUCAUGGUUCCACCAACUGUACCACAGGCAGAAGCUGACAAGAUCUUCACCUGUGGCGUUUUCACCAAAGAGCUGCCUUCUGGGAAGAAAUACAUGCGUUAUACCGCUCAACCACAUUAAUUUUCUUACGCUGAACCACUUCUGCUUGGUGGUGGAAAGCGCUUGAGCCAAGUUUUACACAAAUCAAAUACGUUCAUAUAUGAUUUCCUCACGUUUCAGUAAUUCAGCCUACAAAAAAAAUUACUGAAUCAUUAUGUAAUUUUGGUAUUGGUAGCUUAUUAACAUUAUGCCUAUCUUUUUCUUUUAUAUAAGGCUUUGUAUAAUUGUUAUGUUGGCCUGCACCAAAUCUCCAGUCUACAUUGCACUACUGUUACUAAACAAAUGUUGAGACUUAAUGAUCUAAUUAGCAGGAGAUUUAAAGGGGUAUCAAGCCCUCGGAAAGCCUAUGCCAGCCAUUGAGUGCCUUUUGACUAAAUCCAAUGCCCUUUAAAUUAGUGUGGCUUUCUUUUCUUUUUUUUUUUUUUUUUUUUUUUUCAUUGAAUUCGAAAAAUAAAACUUUGCAGGGGUCUUUUGUAAACAAUCUAGGCGUUGUACUCACUACAGAAAGUUUGCCUUUCAAGUAUCUGGGCUGCCUGUAAAAUUAUUUUUGUCAAAUAAAUUCUUCAUGUGAACUGAAAA